Messenger RNA from Chara braunii, 1496 nucleotides. The record is from the annotation of a GenBank genome assembly. NCBI's taxonomy places the organism in Eukaryota, Viridiplantae, Streptophyta, Charophyceae, Charales, Characeae.
GUGUGCCAUUCCUCUUCCGCACUCCUCGAUCCGGUGCCAAGUGGUAACGACCAAGUCUUUUCGGGUCACUUGCGCUUACGAGCGGGCCGACGAAAUAGGCCUAUGUUUUCUAUGAGUCGCCAUGACGACCGAAUCUUCACCUACGGACUUGUCUUUGGACCCCGAGUGGUGCGGCUGCUCGACGAGUUCACCGGCAUCUUCGAGUCUCCUACCGGUGUGAUGCCGGAUCGACCGAUCUCCCACGAGAUCAUUCUUGAGGCCGGUGCAGUGCCGCCGAAAGGAUGCAUCUAUCGUAUGAGCGAGGAAGAGCUCGCGGUCCUCCGCGCACAACUCAACGAUCUGUUGGACAAGGGCUGGAUCCGCCCUAGUAGCUCACCAUAUGGUGCGCCAGUUCUCUUCGUACGAAAGAAGAACAAGGAUCUUCGCUUGUGCAUCGACUACCACAAGCUCAACGCACAAACCGUCAAGAAUGCGGGACCUCUUCCGCGGAUUGACGACCUUCUCGAGCGUUUGGGUGACGCAAAAUUCUUCUCAAAGUUUGACUUGAAGUGGGGCUACCAUCAAAUCUCAAUACGCCCGCAAGAUUACUACACAUCCGCGUUCAAGACGCGGUACGGGCAUUUUGAGUGGAUAGUUUUGCCUUUCGGCCUCACCAAUGCCCCGAUGAUCUUUGAAGCGGCAAUGACCAACGAGUUUCGUGCAAUGCUGGACCGGUUCGUACUAAUCUAUUUAGACGACAUUCUCGUCUAUAGCCGGAUAUUGAAGGAUCAUCUUGAGCACCUUCGACGAGUGUCGGAGACGCUCCGCCAUGCCAAGUACAAAGCCAACCAUGACAAGUGCGAAUUUGUCCGGCAAGAGCUGGAAUACUUGGGUCAUUUUGCCACACCGGAGGGCAUCAGUCCGUUGUUCGACAAGAUUCAAGUCAUCCAAGAGUGGCCAGAGUUGAAGACCGUUACACAUGUUUGUCCCUUCCUUGGCUUAGCCGACUACUAUCAACGCUUCAUCAAGGGAUACUUGAAGAUCGCGGCUCCUUUAUCCACGCUUCAAUGCGAGGACCGACCAUUCGACUUCGACGACCAUGAGCGAACUUCAUUUUUGGCUCUCAAAGCCGCAUUGCUAUCCGUGGAGGUGUUGCGCAUCUACGAUCCGUUUUUGUUGACACGUGUCACUACCGAUGCGUCCGGCUAUGGCAUUGGUGCCGUCCUCGAGCAACAUGACGGUGUGGACUGGCACCCGAUCGAGUACUUUAGCAAGAAAGUGUCCGUCCGGAACAUGAUGAUUUUUCGGGGCGACGAUCGCAAGAUUCACCCUCUAUGGACGGUUUUCAAGAGGUCGGCGACAUCAUCUCCCAGUGAUGCUACGACAAUAGGACAACCGAGUACUCGGUACAUUUUGUGUACUGCAGUCGCAAAGCUGACCGUUGGUUAACCCGUGCGGAACUCCAAGCCACAGCUCCGGAUGUUCUCGCACGCUACGAAUGAAAGAUGCAAGGCAAG